UUUCAAAAACCAUGUCUCCCCCAUUUAACACAAGAUGCCGAAAGAGAAAAAAAAAGACCAUGCCCAGAUGAGGCUCUGCACAACCCCAACCAUGAAAACAGUCCUCCCAACAUCAUCCACUGCAAAAUCGAGCACUACCACCACCACUACUAUGGCGGAGGAACGGUCCGAAACCCGAGACAGCUGCUACUUCCCCGGAUGCCGAAAGGAUGCCAACUGUAACUGUGAAAUGUGUCUGGACAGCAUCAGUGCCACCCUUGACCUCUUGCCUGCCAGCAUUCAAAGAAGCACCCUCACCAAGCUUUCCGCUCCCAAAACGGUGGAAAGAACCCCGGUUUCCUUCAAUUCUUCCGUUAUGUCGACCCCGGAAUCGGGUACCAGUAAGACUUCCUUGUCUCCGGCUGUUAGGUCCACUGCAAGAGUGAGUUUGGAGCAGAAGAUGAAGAAGAGGAAGAGAGUGUGGAGAUUUGGGCUUUAUUUCUGGCGACUGGUCGUGGGUGUUGGCUUGAUUUUUGCAGCGGAAUUCGGAUUUUCUUGGGGGGUUUCUAGGGUUUUAAGGCCUGAAUUGUCAUGGGAUAUAGUGAGGAGUGUUGGUGAGAGAUCUUGGGUUGUGAAAGAUUUGAAUGAGAAGGUGGGAUUUCUGCAGAAUCAGUUGCAGGGUUUUGUCGGCGGCGAGGUUUCAAACUGCAGCUAUAUUGAUUCUACGUGGGAAGUGAGCCAGGAUGGUUUGCUAUUGAAUUCUCGAUGUACAUUGUACAAAUCUGUGACGGAGGAGGUUACCAUCUGGGGAUGGCCCUUGCAGACUGCGGGAUUGCUCGCCACCGGACUUUCCUCUCGAUCAUUCACCAUUUUAUCCGGCAGAGUUACAGAGUGGCCAGAUGGGAGGAUCAGAAAUUUGCUUCGAAAGGCAAACAGUUCUUGGACACACAAAAAAUGGAGUGCUUCUGUGGUGCAAUUAGAUCCAAAUACACUUGUUCUUGAGUAUCGUCGGAGCUCUAUAUUGGAAAGCUCAAGAUUGUUUUCAGCAGCACUUGAGUUCUUGAGAUUCUGGAUGUGUAGAAUGGUUGAAAGGAUGAAGCAGGAGUUCUGGGUGUUGUCUGUUUUUGAAAUCAAGUACAGUGAUUUUACAGCAAAAGAGAGUGACAGAAUCCCAACAUAAUCAAACUUACGGAUAUUAGAUGGGUUUUGUCCUUUCUCAGCCAAUUUUCACUUCUCAUUCCUUGUGAGAACUUCUGAAUUUUUUCCUCUCUCUUCUUUUUGACAAUGUAAGAAGCUUUUGAUUUAAAUUACUGCACUGCUUUUUUAAUGA
Messenger RNA from Vitis vinifera (wine grape), 1309 nucleotides. RefSeq lists its product as uncharacterized. Gene Ontology annotation, cellular component: endoplasmic reticulum. The coding region runs from base 35 to 1159 and encodes 374 amino acids. NCBI's taxonomy places the organism in Eukaryota, Viridiplantae, Streptophyta, Magnoliopsida, Vitales, Vitaceae. The record is from RefSeq and is a predicted model, not a curated record. The transcript is spliced from 3 exons.